Messenger RNA from Entamoeba invadens IP1, 2337 nucleotides. RefSeq lists its product as hypothetical. The record is from RefSeq and is a predicted model, not a curated record. The coding region runs from base 1 to 2337 and encodes 778 amino acids. Lineage: Eukaryota; Evosea; Mastigamoebida; Endamoebidae. The transcript has a single exon.
AUGGCAAUGAAGAAGACUGCGGAGAAGAGGCAGUACUAUCUCCACCUUGUUGAGAUACAAGACGUCCCGAGCGGGUCCGGAGAUUACUUGCUCAAGUGGAAACGAGGCGAUAAAGACAUCAACAAAGGAGUAUUAAAGGGAUUGAAAUGUAACGGAGGAUCGAUUCAAGGCAACACAUUCAAUGUCAUCAUGGCGACGUGCACACUCUUUCACAAUAGUAAAGGGUAUGAUGAAAAGUUAAUGAAGUUCACAUUAGUCCAUCUCACCGACGGUGGGAAGAAGAAGAAGGAAGAAAUAGUUGGGAUUGGCUAUAUCGAUUUAGCGACGUACGUGGCGUGCGUCGCGAAGAGAACCGUCUCCUUUGAUUUGAAGACGAAGAAAGGAGAGAAGUUCCCGUGUCAAGUCUCCGUUCAAAGCUUAGGAGGCCUUGAAGUUUCUGACAACGACAAAACAGAGGUCUACACUAAAGCAAAGGAUCAGUUCGAUGAAACAGAAGCGGAAACACAAGACGAUGACACCAAAUCGAAAUCUUCAGUUAAAUCAAAAACAGAAGGGAAGUCUCCUAAUCCUUUUGGUGACGACGAAGACGAUGAUCGACAAAAGAGUCCAAGAGUUAAUGUUACUACUAAGGUUGCGACUUCGCAGAGUAGAAAGUCUGAUAAUCCAUUUGGAGAUACUGACGAUGAAGAAGAAGAACAAGUCACUAACAAAAGUGGAGCAAAGAAAGAGAACCCAUUCGGCGACUCUGAUGACGAAGAGGAUAAAAAACAACAACAAAGGGCUUCAAAAGGUAAUGCCAUAACAACACAAACAGUUGGAAAUCCAUUUGGUGACAGUUCUGAAGAAGAAAAGGAAACAAAGAAAAAGUCGGAUAAUCCAUUUGGAGACUCCGACGACGAUGAAGAGGCACUAAAGAGUACCCAAACAUCAAAAUCACAAACUAAAGUGGUUUCGAAUGUUCAAGUUACGCAUUCACAAAAGAAAAGUGGCAACCCAUUUGGAGUCGACUCGGACGACGAAGACACAAAACCAACACAAGUGCAAACAAAGGAGACAAAACCUCUUGCAAAUCCAUUUGGCGAUGACUCGGAAGAAGACGUGCCAGUUCAAAAACAACCCCAUCGUCCUUCAAAAGGAAACGCAAACUCAUUUGAAACUUCUAAGACUAACACAAAGACUAAAACAACAACCGUCACAUUAGAUACUUCGGUGACAAAGAAAAAUAUUCCACAACCAACGACACAACAAACAAAGGAGAGCGACAAAUCAUCCAAAACGUCGUCGAAGUCUUCUAAAAAGUCGGUUUCGAGAGAUGGCACCCCACGCGCUGUUAAAAAGGCUGAUGUCCUUGUGGGCUACACGAAAACCAAUGACGGCGAUAAACUCUCGUCGCCUGUUAAAGAGACGAAUAUCUUUAAGCCAACACAAUCACUUGAGGAUGUUGUUCUUUCACAAAAAGUGACUGAAUCAGUUCAAUUUAAAGACACUGGUAUUGACAUCCGGGAGGUGAUCGAUUCAUUUUCAACAAAAGGCCAUUUAGACGACUUAGAUUCGUUUGUGAUAUUAUUAAAGAAGUGGUGGGCGGAUGGGAAGAGCCAUGCGGAGCUAGACAUUAUUCCGAUGGUCUUAGAAACGAUCGACGACUGUGUUUGGGCGAUUAUGGCGAUUAAAGAGGUUGGUGGGAAAUUACAGAAGACGACGAGGAAAGGGGGGCGAGAGGAGCAAAUAGAUCUGAUCUAUGAGCGCAUCUAUAUAAAAGCGGUGAAGAUCUGUUCGUUUAAAAUGGAGGGGUUAUUAGACUAUUUAGUCGACAGUCCGAGUUUUGAUUCGCAGAAGUCGACGUAUGAAGAAGGUGUAGCGAAUGGGAUAGUUGAGAUGGUCAAUCAAUUUUAUGAGAAAGCGAACAAAUUGAGUGAUAAUGUUGCUGAACGCCUGACGACACAAAUCAUUCAUUUCAUCUGUUAUUACAUCAUCGAAGAAUUGAUCAGUCGAGACAAGAUCCAAGGGAUGAAAGGUUUCCAGAUGAGUUACUUAGUGAGUUGUAUGGUCAAUCGGGUGUGUAUCAACAACAAGUACAUUUGUUUGAAAAAGUAUAUGAUAGGGUUCGACCCUUUGACUGAGUUGUGUCGAUUAAUCACAAUGCCACUUACACUCGAUAUCGUCAAAAUGAAAGAGCAAGUCUAUCCAACAUUGCCUUAUGAGUAUGCGAUGCGGGCUUUGAACAAAUUUAAGUUGGACGAUUUCAACUUGUCGCGAAUUAAGACGGACGUCAAAGACUAUUUGUUUGAGAAUGGGUCGGGGGAGGUCCCUACAAGUCGAUUUACUAUAUUACCAUGA